AUCAGCUCCGAUCCAAUUUUGUCAAAAGUUGCACCAGGUUUAGGGUUUUCCUUCGCCAGAGAGAGGAGCCAACUUUAGUCAUGGCGUCGAAAACAGAAUCCGUACAAUGCUUCGGGCGGAAGAAAACUGCCGUCGCAGUUACCCACUGCAAGCGUGGCCGUGGAUUGAUCAAGAUCAACGGUGUCCCCAUCGAGUUGGUCCAACCGGAAAUUCUGCGCUACAAGGCAUUUGAACCCAUUCUCCUCCUCGGUCGCCACCGGUUUGCCGGAGUGGAUAUGCGCAUACGUGUCAAGGGUGGUGGUCACACCUCCCAAAUAUACGCUAUCCGUCAGUCCAUUGCCAAAGCCCUCGUCGCUUUCUACCAGAAGUAUGUGGAUGAGCAGUCCAAGAAGGAGAUCAAGGACAUCCUCGUCAGGUACGAUAGGACCCUGCUUGUGGCAGAUCCCAGACGCUGUGAGCCCAAGAAGUUUGGUGGUCGUGGUGCUCGUGCAAGGUUUCAGAAAUCCUACCGUUGAAACACUGGUAGUGGUGUUGCUUUUAUUAUAAUUGUUAUCUCAAACAUGGUUAUUCAUCGGCUGUAGUUUGUUAUGGGAUUAAAUUAAGUUUUUGGAACUAUCCGUUAUGUUUGGAUCAUUUGCUAUCUAUUUCCGUUUGCAAUAGACUCUUACCCCCAUCAAUCAAUACAUGUCAAUUUCUAAUUGCAA
Olea europaea var. sylvestris is the source of this 704-nucleotide messenger RNA. Its product is annotated as 40S ribosomal protein S16. Gene Ontology annotation, cellular component: ribosome; cytosolic small ribosomal subunit. The coding region runs from base 81 to 515 and encodes 144 amino acids. The record is from RefSeq and is a predicted model, not a curated record. Gene Ontology annotation, molecular function: structural constituent of ribosome; RNA binding. Gene Ontology annotation, biological process: translation; maturation of SSU-rRNA from tricistronic rRNA transcript (SSU-rRNA, 5.8S rRNA, LSU-rRNA). NCBI's taxonomy places the organism in Eukaryota, Viridiplantae, Streptophyta, Magnoliopsida, Lamiales, Oleaceae. The transcript has a single exon.